CCCACUUGGCCCGCGCUGCCCUCGGGUCUCGGAGCCCCCAGGGUGCCCGGUUCCUGGCAGAGGCUGUUUGCAUAUCAGAGCUGUCCUUCAUUCGGAACCGAAGGUGGGUGCCGGGGCUGACCUCCUUCUAGCUCGAGCACAGAUCGUCAGGCCCAGGCCCCUGGAGUCCACAAUGCCGACGGAUGUAGAACCCUCAGUGCUGGCCAAGACCCUCCACCUUGUCUUCCUCUCCACCUUCUGGGGAAUGCAGAUUUGGGUGACCUUCAUUUCAGGCUUCGUGAUGGGCGGAAACCUCACUCGGCACACCCUGGGCUUCAUCCAGAGCCGGCUUUUCCCUUAUUAUUUCCACAUUGGCUCUGCCUGCUCCUUCUUCAACCUGACCAUCUUUGCCAUGUUCCACCCCAGGGAGCUGCUCAACGAUGAGGAGACGACCCAGCUCCUCAUUUUCUUCGUGUGCGUCAUCGUGUCUGCACUGAACGCCCAGUGGUUUGGCCAGAUGACCUCGGAGAUCAUGGCCGACAUGCACCUCAUAGAGCAGAGCUACGGACUGGGCCAGGACAUCGGCUUCUUCUCGCGCAAGUCCUACACCCGGCUGCGGGACUCCAACCCCAAAUACAGGCAGCUGUCCAGCCAGCUCAACCGUUACCGCUGCCUCUCCUCCCUCUGCAACCUGGGAUGCCUGCUGUGUAAUGGCUUCAGCCUCUGUCACAUGGCCACUAACCUCUCCACCCUGUGACCCAGGGGCUGGCCAGGACACCCAGCCUUGAUUCUUGGGGGCUGGGCCAGUGGAAGCAGCAGCCUUUUUGUGGGGAAGGACCUGGGCUGGGGGGUAUAGUGGGUGGUGUGUGGGACUUUCAGUCAAGAAGGCUCGAGUUCCAGGUCCUGCCUCAGAUACGAGCCCUGCAUUCCUGGCCAGGGAAUGACCGGUUUGCUCACCUGUAAAAGGAGGGAUUUGGACUCUGAGGGCCCUUUUGCUCUCUAGCUAUGAUUCUGUCAUCUCAGUAAGUCUAUCUACAGCCUUUUCUUAGAGGCUGAGUCCACUUCAAUGCUAUGGAAAGGCCAUUUUGGGUCAGAAUCUUGUUUCCCAUCUAUCUUCUUCUCAGAGUUUUGGUGAGUUCAUAAACAGAUAGAAGAAUGACUGCUUAAAAAACUGAAUGACGGGAAAAGUGGAUGGAUAGAUGGAUGGAUGGGCAAAUGAAUGAAUAGAUGGUGUGCCAUCCAGAGGCAAAGCUUCUUCCAUUAACCACAAAGGAUUGCAUAUUUCCAGUGUAAGAUUAAAAUUAAUAUCCAAUAACUCCAAGUAUUCUAUUUUAUAAAGUUUACUAAUAAUCACUCUGAAGUAGAAGAAAUAAAAGAACCAAAGUAUGAAAGCCUGAGAAAAUAACACGUGAGUAACUCUCCUGCCUGGCACUCACCCAACCUCCACCAGCCGCGUUACUGGAACAGCACCCCUCUGGCCUUGGUGCUCUGACUAGGCUGGAGAGAGGCCCUGGACCUCUGACCGUCCCCAACACCCUGGCGAAGCUGAGACCCUUCCUGGAUCCCCACUUUUCGUGUGGGCCUUGACUACACCCCUAGGUGGCUGCUACUCAGCAGGGUGGGGGGUGAGGGUUUUAGAUGUGGCCCCUCAUUCCAUUUUUGUCCCAUGUACCCUGGGCAGCCAGGCACUGAAGGAGACAGAAUACUAGACCUGGAGCCAGGAAGCCCCGAGUUCAAAUGU
Messenger RNA from Gracilinanus agilis (Agile Gracile Mouse Opossum), 1720 nucleotides. Its product is annotated as transmembrane protein 205-like. Lineage: Eukaryota; Metazoa; Chordata; Mammalia; Didelphimorphia; Didelphidae. The transcript is spliced from 4 exons. The record is from RefSeq and is a predicted model, not a curated record. Bases 173 to 736 code for a protein of 187 amino acids.